UGCUAAAAGCAAAGGAACAUUUUUUAUGCCUGCAACCAAUGGUAUUUGCUGUAAAGUUUUAGGAGAGACCACUGUUUAACAAAAAAAUGGUUGAUUCAGCGUAUGAGCUCUCAGCUAGGCAAAUAGGUCUGAUCAUCUUUACCAAGAACAGCACGAAACGAUUGGAUGCGAUGGAAAUCAAAGUGUCUGUGGAUAAUCUGCCACGUUUGGUUUGUGGAGUAACAGAGGAGACAACAUGCCAGGAGGUGGUCACAGUAUUAGCUCAAGCUUUAGGCCAGCCUGGACGCUACAUGUUACGUGAGACGUUUAAAGACUUUGAGAGAUGCAUGGCUCCAAAUGAGCACCCUCUGGAGAUACUAAGGAAGUAUGGAGAACACGCCAAGGAAGUCCAGCUUGCAUUGCUCCAUAGUAGGCCUUCAGUUUCUGACGAAAUGAGCCGGGCAAAAGUGGGUCGACGCCAGCCUUGCCCGCCAUUAAGGAGGAAAGAAGCCAGUGCUAGAGUUUGGCGUCGUAGUGAGUCUCUGAAUCAGCAUCGACAUAGUCUUCCACUGUCCUGCUUGAAGCGGGACACAGAACAGAAGCAGGAGCACCUGAAAAGACCCAAAAGAAAGUCCUUGACCUUCAUGGAGGAAGCCUGGGAAUGGCUGGAAAACCUGGGAAAAACACAAGUUUACAGUACAUCAUGUGAUACGGAUAGCAGCAAGAGGAAUGAAAAAAAUAAGCGAAGUUUUUUGAGUAUCACACUUUCUGCUGUAGGUAAAAAUCCACGUGAUCAGAAAAGGCGUCAGAGAAACUCCAAGUCUGACUUGGAUCAUCAAACAUCUUGCUGCAUGGGAACCCACCAGAAGGUUAAGGAAAGCCCCAAGAAAAGCCACAGGGAAAAACUUGACAUCUCCAAUAACUGUGAAGAUGAGAAGUAUCACCUAAGAGAAAUGAUUAUAUACCAACUAAGCUACCUUCAAAAGCUCCAAGUCCUGAUUGAGAAGGUAGACUAUGAAAUUUCAGAACUAGAGGAAAGGGAGCGGGUCAGAGAAGAGCAAAAGUUGAUUCAAGAUGAGAUGGAGCAAAUCAGGUUCUGGGAGUAUGAACUAAAGGCAGAAGACAUUUUUGAGAGAGAUUUGCAGAAUCACUUCCAUGACAUGAAAGCUAAGGUUGUGAACUGCAAAACCAAACUGGGGGACUACAAGACCAAAAUGCAAAAACUUGGCUUCUGUGGAGAUCAAAACAUUUGCCCAAAUGAGGGGCAAGACGCUGCAGAUGACAAACCGACAAAUGAGACAAUAAGUGGGCAGCUAUUUGAGACAGAAGUUGAUGUAAAUAGUGACAGGAAGUGGCCGCCCAGAAGAGAUUGCAACCCUCCUCCCGCUGAUUUAAUUCCUCCUAGUCCGAUAAAAGCACGCCGGCCCACCGGGCCAGCUGAGCUGAGGGAGUGGUGGGCACGCUGGUCUGCAGUCCAAAAGUCCAAGACAAACACGAUGAACACCAAGAUCCACCGCUCAGAGCUCACAGUCUUUUUGGGCGGUACCAAAAAUUAGGGGGUAAAAGUUAGUUAAUAUGCACUCCAUUACACUUAUUUUUUUCUUAUGUUAUCUGUUCACUAAAUGUGGAAAAAAUAUGAAAAUCGGAGACCAAUGUAUUAAAAUUUUUCAAUGUUGUAGCACCGAUAGUGCUUGCUUAUGAAGUAUUCCAAUGUUGUUAGUGUCAUAUAGUGGAUGGACAACUCACAUGAACAUUGGCAUCAUAAUUAAUUAGGAAAUUUGGGGUAUAAAACACAUUAUGAGCAAUGGUAGAUGAUCGGAAAUACUCUGAUUUGUUUGGAUUAAUAAAAAUAUCUGCUUACAGUAAAUUUUAGUUACUUCCUGGAAAUAUCUGCUUAUAUUAAUGUUUUCUUUACUACUACACAUCACAACGAUGAAAUUAUUAUUUUGAACUGUUAAACAAGAUCUUUAUGCUGGGAUGCGCUUGAUCUAAAUCUUCCCUGUGACUGUAGCAAUUUAAAUCACUGACAGUACAAUGGUAUGGAAAAAGUAUCUGAGCCUUUUGGAAUUUCUCACAUUUCUGCAUUCAAGACACCAUUAAAUGCGAUGGGAUCUUUAUCAAAAUCUCACAGAUGAAAAAACUGCUUUAACUAAAACCACCAUGUAUAGGUUUUCAUAUUUUAAUAAGGAUAGUAGGCAAAAUAUGAGAGGGGGAGUAAAAAUAAGUAAGUUAAAUGUCACAGUUAAUAUUUUGUGCCCCACCCCCCCUUUGGCAGCAGUAACUUCAACCAGAUGCUUCCUGUAGCUGCAGAUCAGUCUGGCAUAUCGAUCAGGAAUAAUCUUGGCCCAUUCUUCUCUCCAAAACUGCUGUACUUCAGUCAGAUUCCUGGGAUGUCUGGCAUUAAUCGCUGUCUUUAGGUCAUGCCACAAUAUCUCAAUGGGGUUUAAGUCUGGGCUUUACUUGACCACUCCAGAACGUGUAUUUUGUUCUUCUGAAACCAUUCUGAAGGUGAUUUACUUCUGUGUUAUAGAUCAUUGUCUUGUUGCAGCAUCCAUCCUCUUUUUAGCUUCAACUGUCUGGCAGACGGCCUCAGGUUUUUCUGCAAAACAUCCUGAUAAACUUUUGAAUUCAUUCUUCCAAUAAUGUUUGCUGCCUCUAGGGUGGGAGGCAGCAAAUAGCCCCAAAUCACUAUGCUCCCUACACCAUGCUUCACGGUGGGGAUGAGGUGUUGAUGUUGGUGAGCUGUUCCAUUUUCCCUCCACACAUGAUAUUGCGUGUUACUCCCAAACAAUUCAACUUUGAUUUCAUCAAUCCACAAAAGAUUUUGCCAAAACUCCAAUGAAGUGUCCAAGUGCUUUUUUGCAUACAUUAAACGAGCAGCAAUGUUGAUUUUAGACAGUAGUGGCUUCCUCCGUGGAGUCUUCCCAUGAACACCAUUCUUGGCCAUAGUUUUACAUCUACUUGAUGUGUGCACAGAGAUAUUGGACUGUGCUAGUGAUUUCUGUAAGUCUUUAGCAGACACUCUGGGGUUCUUUUUUAUCUCUGUGAGUAUUCUACGCUAAACUCUUGGCGUCAUCUUUGGUGGAGGGCCACUCCUUGAGAGAGAAGCAACAGUGCCGAACUCUCACCAUUUUUAGACAACUUUUCUGACUGUUGAUUGAUGAACAGACUUUUCGGGAUGGUUUUGUAUCCUUUCCCAAUUUUAUACAAAUCAGCAAUCCUUGAUCGCAGGUCUUCAGGACAGCUCUUUUGACCGAGCCAUGAUGCACAUCAGACAAUCCUUCUCUUUGAGACAAUUCUUACCAGGUAUGUGUUUUAUAGUGGGCAGGGUGGCUUUAAACCCACUCAUUAGUGAUUGGGCACACACCUGACUUGAAUUGGUCGGUAAAAAUUAGUUUCAAUUGCCCCUUAGGCAGAGAGUUCACCGAUUUUUCCCCCUUCUGUCAUUGUUUGCAUGCUAUCCUCAUUAAAAUAUGAUGUACUGUAAAUGUUUGGGUGGUUUUAGUUAAAGCAAACACCGUUUUUACAUCUGUGCAAUUUUGACAAAGAUCAGAUCACAUUUGAUGGUGAUUUUAUGCAGAAAUGUGAGAAAUUCCAAAAGAUUCAGAUACUUUUUUCAUACCACUGUAGCUGGUGUGCUAUGUUCAUUGCACACAUCCAUUUUGGAGACAGACUACAAGACAGACCAUUUUCAUCCCAUUGUACAUUUAAUUACAAAUAUUUAUGUAUUGUUACAUAAUGUACACUGUAAUUGUACUGACUGUUGACAGUUUAAGAUUUUUUGCAUAUGAAUAAAAGCCCAAUUGCAUUAUG
Messenger RNA from Corythoichthys intestinalis (scribbled pipefish), 3792 nucleotides. It is a transcript of the gene rassf11, whose product is annotated as Ras association domain family member 11. The transcript is spliced from 4 exons. NCBI's taxonomy places the organism in Eukaryota, Metazoa, Chordata, Actinopteri, Syngnathiformes, Syngnathidae. The record is from RefSeq and is a predicted model, not a curated record. Bases 87 to 1535 code for a protein of 482 amino acids.